Molecule: messenger RNA, 453 nt
Organism: Salvelinus namaycush (lake trout)
Lineage: Eukaryota; Metazoa; Chordata; Actinopteri; Salmoniformes; Salmonidae
Product: techylectin-5A-like
Exons: 4
Biological process (GO): elastic fiber assembly
Source: RefSeq, a predicted model, not a curated record
AUGAUGGGCAGCCUGGUGCCCUCGAGCUUCUAUAGACCUUGGGACCAGUGCAAAGCUGGUUUUGGAAAGCUAUCUGGAGAGUACUGGCUGGGUGAGAAUUUACGACACUCACUGACUGUUCAACAUGGGCAUACAUUUUCCACCUUUGACAAAGACCAGGACAUUUGGUCUGGCAACUGUGCAUAGGAAUAUUAUGGGGCAUUUUGGUAUGCUAAAUGCCACCGCUCAAACCCCAAUGGAGUGUACUUAUGGGGGAAAACAAAUCAUUACACUACUGGCACAAAUCAUUACACCACUGGCGUUAUCUGGUUUCAAUGGAAAGGUGAUUAUUAUUCUCUUAAGGCCGUCUUCAUGAAGAUCAGACCAGUGUCUUACCGAGAAACACCAUUAACGAGAAACAACCAGAGGGGUCUCCCAAUGUGUUUUGCAUGGGCUGAGAACCUGCUACUCUGA